This is a messenger RNA of Nipponia nippon (crested ibis), 1818 nucleotides long. Lineage: Eukaryota; Metazoa; Chordata; Aves; Pelecaniformes; Threskiornithidae. The record is from RefSeq and is a predicted model, not a curated record.
AUGGCUGAAUACUUGAAAAAGCCCUUCAAAGACAGUCUGGCUGAUAUAAAAGAACGAAUGAAAGAGAAGAGAAAUCAGAAAUGGAUGAGGUUGGGUAAAAUCAGCCAGAUCUCCACUGUAAAGUGCAAAAUAGCAACCAACAGCUCCAUGCAAAUGAAGAGCAUCCAAGCAAACAACAAAGCUCUAGCUCAGGCUUUGCAAGAAGAAAAGCUCAAACUGAGGGAUGCCGAGGCUACCAUCCUUCAUUUAAGGAAAGAGUAUCAAGAUCUGAAGGUUCACAUGUUUGACUUGCAAAGAAAUCUUGGGUUCAAGCAAGCACAAGGACUUGUUGAGAAUCAACUGUCAGCCUUGAAUGAGAUCAUUUCAAAAGUUUCUCAGAAUUUACGGGACUCAAUUGAUCUCCUUAGCCCAGCAAAGAAUUUGUGUUCCAUAGGCAUAAAUCAGAGAGUGCUUUCUUCAGUUCUUGAAAAUAAUUCCGAUGUCGUAGGAGAAAUACAUUCAGUAGGACAUCUACAGUGUGCUGAUGGAGAUGAUCAAGUACUUCCAAGUGUGAUGGAGGCUGAUAGCGAUAGAAAUGAGCUGGCUCAUUCUGUGUCAGAGAUCUGUGAGGAAUCUGACAAUGUUAUUUCCUUAAUCAAAAUAGUUCCAGACAAAGGACGAACAUCUGAUUUUCAUCUGGACAACACAGGGUCAGAGCUGGAAAAGGUUUCUUCAAGUGGAGAGGAUGGAUUUGGUAAUGUGUUACCAAAAAGUGUGUCCACCAGGCGUCGCUAUUCAAAGAUGAGAAAUCACAAUGAACUUUGCACUGGUGUCUUGGACCAUUCAGAAGCACCUGAUUCAACAAAAGAGCUUUCUAAACAGGAUGAAAUUAGACUUGAGGAAAGUCUAGAGAGGUGUACUAUAGAAAACAUAAAUUCAGAUAUUUCUCAGUUGAAUGAAAACAAGGUAGGUUCAGAGCUGCUGUUGAGGCGGAUAGAUUCUGAAACUGCACAGUAUAACUUAAACAAUAAUUCUGAUCUUAAACAACACAAGUGUAAAAGCAGAAAAGACUCUCAAGUAUGGAAAGAUAAGCGUCAGAAGGGAAAACUGGAACGGCCUAAAAAUAAUUCCAGACAAAGACCGAAAAAACAACAGGGUAAAGAGGCUUCCAAAGAAAAGUUGGAUUUCUUGGGCGGCUCCAGCGAUGCUUAUGACUUUCAUUUUGAGGAGAGUGUCCAUGUUACACCUUUUCGACAAAAUAAGGUGAAUGACACAGAUACUCGUGUGGAUGACAAAGACUUAUCUGAAACAAAUACCGUCGAGUCAAGUGAUAUUGAAGAUUCAGAUGAUAGCCUCUAUGAGCCUUACACGAAUAAAUCAAAAAAAAGGAGAAGUUCAGUGGACAAGAAAGAUACAUCACCAGUCCAUGCAAGACCAAGGUCUAAAAGAUGUUUGGCACAGCGUGAGCAAAAACUCCAUAAUGAAAAAGAGACUGAAAGCAAUAAAUCAAGUGACAAGUCUAUUAGGCAGCCUUCUGAGCCAUCUCGUGGUCAUCUUUGUGAUGUUACCAAUACCGCUUCAUUGCUUCCCAGAAUGGGGAAUGCAACUAUUGUCCCAGAAGGUGAAGGACUACGAUCUCCAAAACGCAAGCGAAGCUGUACUCUUACUGUGAACUAUAAAGAACCAAGUAUUGCAGGGAAACUGAGGAGAGGAGAUCCAUUUACAGAUACACAUUUUCUGCAUUCUCCAAUUUUCAAGGAGAAAAAAGAUGCUAAGUGCCAUUCUCUUAAGAAAGAAUCUCUGUCAAAAUACAAUGAGAAAUUUGUUGGUUGUCGUUGA